GCUGGACUGACCUCAUCGCGAACUGAUAUCAUCGCUGGGGCUCCGUCGCCUGCCGAAAUUACCGCAUCCGGCAAUUUUCGGUGGAUCCCGGUGACAUCAUGUUCAUCCUCAACUUUUUAUAUAGCCCGGACCGAAGAGCAAGUGUUGUGGUGAGAUUCUUGCAAGGUCCUUACACUAUCUCUAUAGAGACUACUCUCAUUACCAACCUAUACAUCAAUCGCAACCAUGGGAUACGAUUUCACCAUCUACAAAGGAUCCAAGGACGGAUCCAUCAAGCAAGCCACCUCCCACCGCGAUGACCUGAAGAAAGACCAAGUGCUGGUGCGGGUCACCCACUCCGGAGUGUGCGGGACGGAUCUGCACUACCAGACGACGGACAUGGCGCUGGGCCACGAGGGCGCCGGCGUGGUCGAGGAGGUGGGCCCCGAGGUGCAGGACCUGAAGAAGGGGGACCGGGUGGGCUGGGGGUACGAGCACGACUGCUGCGGCCGAUGCUCCAACUGCCUGACGGGCUGGGAGACGAUGUGCCCGGAGCGGGCGAUGUACGCGGGGGCGGAUCUGGACCAGGGCUCGUUCGCUACCCACGCCGUCUGGCGCGAGGCCUUCCUGUUCAAGAUCCCCGACGGGCUCAGCAACGAGGACUCGGCCCCGCUCAUGUGCGGCGGGUCGACCGUCUUCAACGCUCUGGUCGUUGCGGGCGUGAAGUCGACCUCCCGCGUGGGAAUCGUCGGCAUCGGCGGGCUCGGCCACCUGGCCAUCCAGUUCGCCGCCAAGAUGGGCUGCGACGUCGUCGUCUUUUCCGGCAGUGACAGCAAGAAGGAGGAGGCGCUCAAGCUGGGCGCGAGGGAAUUCCACGCGACCAAGGGCGCCAAGGAGCUGAAGAUCGGCAAGCCUCUCAACCACCUGAUCGUCUCUACCAGCAGCCAGCCCGACUGGAAUCUCUAUACCUCCGUCCUGGCCCCCGGCGCCGUCAUCUCGCCGCUCUCCGUCGACAGCGCCGAGUUCAAGUUCCCCUACAUGACCCUCCUCAGCAGUGGCCUGCGCGUGCAGGGCGGCAUCGUCUCCGCGAGACAGGUCCACCGCGACAUGCUGGCCUUUGCUGCCCUGCACGGCAUCAAGCCCAUCAAGAUGACCUUCCCGUUGACGCAGGAGGGUGUGCAGGAGGCAUUGAAGACGUUGGAUGAGGGCAAGAUGAGAUACAGGGGUGUUCUUGUUGCGCAAUAGAGCGUUUGAUUGGGUAUGAGCGUGGGGGAGCUAGAAAGACGAGAAACAAGUGAUUGGAUGUAUAGUAUAAUUUGCGGAUAAUGAUGAUGAUGAUGAUGACUCUAUUUGAUGGGAUCUUAACGAGACCUUGACAGCGACAUGCAACAAAUGGGGUGGGGGUGGGGGGCUUUUUGCGGAGGUGUAGUAUGAUAGAAAUAUACUGAGUUGAUGGUUGUGGGCUGGAAUGGUCUUGCUUUAUAUACUGGUUGAUGAUGAGAAACUGCCUGUCUAUGUCUGAUCCUAAUGUUCAAGUCCGAAAUCUAUCGGGAUUGCGAUCUGCACUAUGCGGAUUCGGUUUAGUGACUAUCAGCAAAUAUGUUC
Messenger RNA from Aspergillus uvarum CBS 121591, 1584 nucleotides. Its product is annotated as NAD(P)-dependent alcohol dehydrogenase. Gene Ontology annotation, biological process: alcohol metabolic process. The transcript has a single exon. Bases 226 to 1224 code for a protein of 332 amino acids. Lineage: Eukaryota; Fungi; Ascomycota; Eurotiomycetes; Eurotiales; Aspergillaceae. Gene Ontology annotation, molecular function: zinc ion binding; alcohol dehydrogenase (NADP+) activity. The record is from RefSeq and is a predicted model, not a curated record.